Neohortaea acidophila is the source of this 3497-nucleotide messenger RNA. RefSeq lists its product as uncharacterized. Bases 286 to 3312 code for a protein of 1008 amino acids. The transcript has a single exon. NCBI's taxonomy places the organism in Eukaryota, Fungi, Ascomycota, Dothideomycetes, Mycosphaerellales, Teratosphaeriaceae. The record is from RefSeq and is a predicted model, not a curated record. Gene Ontology annotation, biological process: regulation of chromosome condensation.
CUCUUGGUUGUCCACCACCCCUUCACUUCGCUUGCCCUUCAGACCUUCUUUGCUUGGAUGGACAUAUGACAGUGGAAUCACGCGAGGCUCCCCUCCCCUCACACACGCCGGCGCAACACAAGCCAUCUAAUCUCCUGCCAUACACUUCACUCUCACCUUCGCCUCCACCCUUCUUCACAAUGACACUCCUCAUUCGAACAGUAGGAGUGUGAACAACAUGCCUCCCCAUUGGCGACGCCCACUCGUCUGAUCUGGCGCUGAUCUAAGAACGAACCACCUGCUACAAUGGCCACCUCUUCCACAGCGCAAGUACCGAAGCGCAAGAAGCAGGUAUACGGCAAGGUGGUCAACAGGUCGCAUUGGAACGUGGACUCCUUCUUCAACGAAGACGACGAGCCUGCGUCUGCUGAAUCAGUACCGCCACGCCAGAGCAACGUCAAAGAAUCCUACCCUGUUACGAAAGCGCCACCCAAAACAUACACUUCCAAACAAGCGCCAUCGCGUCCCAAACGCCACGACACUUUCGAUGUCCCCUCAUCUGAUGAAGACUCUCCUUCCCCUGCGAAAGUGGUGCCGUCACCGCGAUUUCACCACAAGAGCACGUUGGUUGACGACACCGCGGCGAGUCAUGCGUCACUCGCGCCGUGGGAACGCAGCAGAGCGCAAGCCGAUCAUGAUGCCACUAGCAAGAGGAAGAAUGCAUAUCUCGCGAGUCCGGAGUCUCAGUUAAGGGAAGACUUGAUGCGCGCGACUGCUUCGCCGGAGCUGUUGAAGUCGACAACACCUUCGCGAAAGAGCCCAAGUGAACCAGUGGAGAAAAGCAGGGCCGCUCCACCAGAGCCACUGACAGCAAAGGCUCGGCUUGCUGCACGAAGAAGAGAAGCCGGUCAUCCUGUCGCUAAGCGCGAUGCCGACUCUGAUCCGGAUAUCACACCUCGCAAGCGAGCAAGAACAUCUGAGGAGGCGAAAGAGGGCCCGAGUCAACCCACUGGUGAUGAAAGUACUCACGAAAGCGCAAAGGGGAACGCCGAAAGCGAUGAUCAACAGCACGACAUCUUCGAUUUGCCCUCAUCGAGCGAGGAAGAGCGCUCCAGUCAAAGCAAUCGCUUACCCUCGUCAAAGUUGCGCUCGACAAAACCGUCUGCCCGACCGGGCAGAUCAAAGACUUACGCUGGAAAAGCAGCGCUGGCAAAAGGUGCCUCCGCUCCGUCUCGACUCACCGAAAUGCUCCACGACACAGACACUACCGAAGCUCCCACCCGCUCUCCAUCAGCCACCAGUCGAAAAUCGUCCCCGCAACAUGCGCCCUCGACUCCUCCAUCGGGUCGGUCUGCAAAUUCCGAGACGAACAAUACAGCAGCAGCAGCGAUGACGCCAAGACAGGCACAGCUGUGGCAUGACUUGCUGCCCAGUGACAACGCCGCGCCAUCCCCGAGUGCAUUGCCAAUCAAAGAUCUUAGUAUCUCUGGCAAGAAGCGCAGUGGGGUAUCGUCAUUCACGCGCAAAUUAUCGAAGUCUCAGUCAGAUGUAGGCAGGCGACGAACUCGCUUGGUCGAUCGGUUGAAAGCUUCUGCGCCGAGUUCUGGAGAUGAAGCGCUUGCGGAUGACGACAGCGAGAGCGAAUCCGAGUCAAUGGACGAUCUUGAAACCAAGCAACGCUCACCUCGAUCCUCAGAACGACCAUCGCUUGUAAAGCGAGUGUCGUCUCAUACAUCCCACUCGCAAAGCCAGCCUACUGCAGCGGCUUCGACCAACGGCCCGAAAAUCACCUACGGCCAAAGUCGGUCCUAUCUACAAGAGGACAGCUUGGAGCAGGACUUCAUGGCCGACCUCGACUCGGAAAUGACUCAGCGGCCAGCUCCAUCCAAGCGCUUUGGGAAAUCUACUGCCACAUUGCAGAACUCUGCUUUCGACCUCGAGGACAGUGAUGAUGAGCGAACAUCAGGCAAGAUCCGGACGAUCCAUGAGCUUCGCGCAUCCGGUCGGAAUGUGGCGGGAAUGUACGACAUUGAAGAGCUCCUCGGUGAGAUUCGGAAUCAUAAUGCAUCUCAUCGCAGUCGAAGGAGAAGUGCACUGAUUGAACUUGCCUCCAAACUUACCGAUAAGGCGUUCGCCGGACGCUUCGUAGGGCAGAGUCUGGAAAGCGAACUCGCGGCGGAGUGCGGUGUUGCGGCAGAUGAUAUUGCCGAUUUCGCUAUCGCCGUGGCAUUUGCUGUUAUACUUGCUUCCGAACCGCCUGAUCAUACAAUUAGGACGUUGCACGAACAGGGCACUUUGCCUUGGCUGGCAAAGCUCUUGCAACACGACCCCCCAGCUGGCAAGAUGGCUAAGGAUCGGCGGAAUAAUAUGGCAAAGGCGGCGCAAGGCGCAUUCAAUGACUUUACCGAUGGUAUCAAGACGCAGGUAAUACUGUGGGGAGAGCGGGUGCCGCACGAAAUGACCCCUCGUCUGAUUGCAUUGAAAGCGCUGGAUCUGCUUAUUCGACGGCUUCGACGGACUGGAACCAAAGAGGAGCUGCUCGACUUUGAACAGAUCUCUCUGGUCCUCCGUUCGGGUACACCUUCAAUGACUGCCGACCAUGCAAUCGACCUCGACCUCUCCGUCUCCAUCCUGGAAUCGCUCUCAACAACCACAACCUCUCUAUCCUGGCCGUCCACCACACUAGAAAGGAUAGCCGACAUCCUCCCGCAACUGGACGCCACCACGUCAACAACCCGACACACCCUCUUCCUCACCCUCCGCCUCAGCCUCAACCUCACAAACGACAACGCCCACAACUGCGCCCUCCUCUCCGCCAACCCAAUGACCACACAGCACCUCCUCCUCUCCAUCGACCAGGGCUGCACAACCCUGCACGUCGAAAGCAACGAAGAGCACCGCGCCCUAGCCCUCGACCUCCUCGUCCUCUCCAUGGGCAUCAUCAUCAAUCUGGCUGAACAUAGCACCGCAGCCCGGCACUCAGCCCUGCUUACCUCUCCCGAAGUCCUCACAUCCCUCCUCGCCGUGCUCCAAACCGGGCAAGAAAACAUGCUCGAAGCGGAAUCCGUCUCUGAAUCCGUGACCAACGUCGCCUACGGCUACCUGGCCGUCAUGCUCGCCAAUCUGUGCCAAGAGCCGGACGUCAGAGCUUUCGUGAAGGAGAAGUUGCCGGGCAAGAAUUUGAGGUUGUUGGUCGAGGCUGUGCAGGAGUUCGUGCUGCAUCAUGAGCGGGUGGAUGGGAUGGCGUUUGAGGGGGAGGAGGGCGGGGAGGUAUGGGGCGCUUUUACGGAGAGGUUGAGAGGUGUGCUUGGGAGAUUGAAGGAGGUUGAGUAAGUUGAAGGGUAGGAUUGUUCUGGUGUUUAUGUUGUUGUGAUACCCGAGUGUUGGUCUUGUGUUGGGUUGAUCCUCGUCGUCCUAUUUCUACACACAGCAUCCAUCUCAAUCAUGCGCGUAGAAUGUAUCACGCUGGUAUCAACACUACCCAAGCUCGCGUCCACAACUGCACUUCCUCCCCUUCU